GGUUAAUAUACAUGACAAUGCGACAAAGUCAGUUUCCCAAUAUUCCUAAACAACUUUGUCUCCGACUUAAAACAGGAAAAAAAAGUUGAAAAUAGUGAUUUCUGUUUGAUAACAUCGUUUUCUUAGUUUUGUCGAUGUUGUCUAUCGUUUGUUCGUGAAGUUUUGAAAAGUUGCCAACAAUGAAAUAAUUUGACAGGAACUUAAACGAUUUAUUGUCCGAAAAACGUUAUAUUUACAGAUAAGAGGAAUGUGAAAUUUAUACUGCUUGGAAUAAGAGUACUAGAACUAUGACAGCUAGCGUCCAAAAGCAAACUAUCCUACCGGGUCAUAAAUGGCAAGUUUCGUGUCUAGAGUUCAGUUCCGAUGGAUUUUAUCUCGCGUCUGGUGGUUGGGACAAGAUGGUUUUAAUAUGGGACUUACAAACUCUCGAUGCUUCACAGAGAAUCGGCUUUCAUAGCCAACCUGUAACCUGCUUAUCAUUUCAACCUACAAAACCAGGACUUCUCGCCACGGGUUCUGCAGAUCAAACCGUCGCUAUAUGGAAUCCAGUAAACGGUGCUUUGGUAAAAACCCUUCAGCACCACAACAACUGGGUUUUAAGCACUUGUUUCUCGUCAAAUGGAAGGCUGCUCGCCUCUGCAUCGUGGGACAAAAGUAUCUCCGUUUCUGAUGUCGAAACAGGACAAGUCUCCAGUAGUCUGUCGGGGCAUACUACAGGGGUUUGGACUUGUGCAUUUAGCCCCGAUGAUUCUCCGAGCAGCGAUACUCUCUGCUCAGGGGCUGAAGACGGCUCGCUCAAACUCUGGGACUUGAGAUCCAAGUCAGUCGUAAUGUCACUAGUUGGUGGACACGAAGAUCGAAUUAAAUGCUGUUCGUGGAGUCCCAGCGCUCAAUACGUGGUGUCGAGUUCUGCCGAUGGAAAGCUGGUCCUUUGGGAGCCGCGAAGUGGUACAGCACUUACAAAAAUCAGGGCAUACGAUGACUCGGCCAACAAAGUGCUGUUUUAUCCUCUUACCAGAGACAAUUCCGUACCAUUGCUGUUUUCAGUUGGUGGACGGACUUGUAACAUCUGGCAUCCCUUCAGAAAGCAGAACAAACAGAUUCUUUCAGUAAAACUCAACAGAUCAGGCGAAGAGAUUCAAGCUCUUGGGAUAUCUCCCGAUGGUUCUCUGUUAGCUACUGCUGGUACCGAUAAAGCUAUUUCCCUCUCAACUGUUGACAUUUCAUUGGAUCAAAUAGAUGCCCUCCCUGUAGAAUCCGCUGACAAAACAAAUCGUGGGACGCUUCUGUGGAAAAAGUACACGCGUAAAGUCAUCGAGCAAAAAAUCAAUACGGCGGGAAGACAUCCUGUAUUGACUCCUGCCAUUGAUUCAACACGAAAAUCCCCGGCAUCGCUAAAUGGCGUUGACAAGCAUGAAGUCGUCCAGCGAAAAACUUCAGGGUCCUUAGUAGGCAUGGCUGUACAAAAGUACGAGAUUGAAGAAAAACACCACGUAGAACGAGCCGAACCUCCUCUUCAUAAUACACCAGAAAAACUGCACGCCGAGCCAGAAGUCGUCCUUCUUCACCAAAGGCAGAAACUUCGUCCGAGGAGCGAGAACUUUUCAGACUUACGUAAAGAAGAUCACCUUGCUAAUGGUCAAAACGAACUACAAAGCGCUAGACAGCUGCUUCGUAAAGUACGUCGAAUGAGUAAUGGAAGUGAAGUGAGCAGCAGUAGUGGCCCAGAGACUAAUGGCCAUGACUAUAGCGUGUUUGCAAAAGUAAAUGGAUGGAAUGAGAUGAGAAACGGAGGACGCCACAAUGGAUACACAUCUCCCCCGUCAGCACCAUCCUCAACUACUGACGAACAAACAACAAUUGUCAAUAUCGAUAGCGAGAGCGACGAUCUUGAUAACACUUACGAUUUUGUUGAUUUUAAUCCUUCACAAGUCCGGGGGGUCAACGUACAGCCCUCCAGUAGAUAUAACCACUUUAACAUUGCGAAUAAUAACCGGGGAUAUCAUCCUAACAACAGCCCUGAUGACGGCGAGUCGACGAGUGUAAGCAGCAGUAGUUAUUACGCCGACAUCGACGACGUAGCUCAAGAAAUGCUGGAAUUAUCGAGAAAAAUAGAGGACCAUCGUUUGUAACUGAAGUCCUCAGACAUACAUGUAACAAGCCUGUAUUGCUGAGAUGCACGCCGGAUAGUUGUGUAACCAAACUUACAAAAAAAUAAUUAACUGGGCCAUAAUUCAUAUUGAAAAUGUCUCUCGCAUAAUCAGGAGCGAUUCAGAAUUGAACGCUUAUACUCAGCACCAGUCGCCUUCUUCUGUAGUUCACUUUCAACUGUAAACUAAGGAUGAAUUGUUAACAUUGUGUUCAAAUGCAUGUCA
Molecule: messenger RNA, 2375 nt
Organism: Exaiptasia diaphana
Lineage: Eukaryota; Metazoa; Cnidaria; Anthozoa; Actiniaria; Aiptasiidae
Product: katanin p80 WD40 repeat-containing subunit B1
Exons: 5
Coding region: 288-2132 (614 amino acids)
Molecular function (GO): protein binding
Source: RefSeq, a predicted model, not a curated record